Messenger RNA from Desarmillaria tabescens, 2920 nucleotides. RefSeq names its product RTC4-like domain-containing protein. The transcript has 6 exons. The coding region runs from base 85 to 2673 and encodes 862 amino acids. NCBI's taxonomy places the organism in Eukaryota, Fungi, Basidiomycota, Agaricomycetes, Agaricales, Physalacriaceae. The record is from RefSeq and is a predicted model, not a curated record.
UCCACUUCGUCUGCCUGCCGUCGUAUUUCUAAUGCCCGUUUCCCGUUUCCUCUGAUUACCUCUUGUACGGAGACGCUGUCCGCCAUGGAGAACCGUUACCGUGACAAUCCACCGACGGAGCAGGGGCUUGUCGACAUGUCUACCCAUUACAUCAAGGGAGGACAAACACGCGGGAAGGGCAGAAAAGUAUCGCGUCGCUCGAGUAGUGAAACAGACUCCGAGCCGGACUCGCCGGACCAGUUGGAUCUGCUCUCUUCACCCAGUCGAGGAGACGAUGACGAUUCAUUAUGCAAAGAUAAAAUGUUGAAGCAAUUGCGGUUCAAGAAGACGAAGUCUCAGGGGAGUGAGGAUGGCCCCUCGAAGGAGAACCGUUCGUCUAUUGCCGAAGACGUGUUUGGUGCAGAAAUGCCACAGAAGAAGACCUACAGUCGUGCAGGUGGCAGAGCGAAAGCGUCAUCCUCUCAGUCUACUCGUCGUGGUGCCCCUAUGCACCGCGUUACAUCUCCAACAAUCGAAAUUCCUUCGGAUAGCGACAACAAGGAACCUCCCACGCGUCCCACGCGUCCACCACGGCCAUUUCCCGGUCCUUCCAGAACUGAAAGGUCUCAUAGCCGCGAGGCCAGGUCUUCGCAGGAAAGCGGCGCGUCGCCUGUCUCUAAACCGAAAGCAAAGAGGAUGAAACCGCAGCCACAGAGUUAUCCUGCACUUUCCCCUCUCCAUACUCCUAAGAAGAUUCAGCCUAAGUCUCCAUCUCCAAAGUCGAAGACUAUUCAGCGCCAACCAUUUCCAAGUGUUCCUCCUCUCUCCUCUCCUGUGACUUCAAAGAGUACCUUGAACCUUCCCUCGCCAUUGAGUACGCCUACCAACAAGAAGCCGACCAGGCUAAGACAAUUAUCGGCGCUACCUCUACCGUCCCCCUUGAACUCUCAACAAUCGACUAUCACCGUCAAGGGGAAGGGAAGGGUUGCCAGUCAACCGACCAAAGGGAAGAGCCAAGGAAAAGAUGUUAUCAAGUCGAAGAGCUGGAGGGUCGUCUCUUCUGAAGAAGAAGGAGAAAAUUGUGUUGAUGAAACAAAGCCCACUCGACGACCGCAACCGUUUCCUGUCGCUUUCAGCCCCCAAUUGACACCACGGGCACCUAAGCGCUCUUCCGAUGGCCUGGAGAGUGGCGAAGAUAAAUCACGGAAGAAACGAAGAGAGCAUAUCCUAAAAACACCUCCUGACGCUGACUCAGAUGAAGAAGACGACUCCGCGGCUGAUAACGCCAUCUUUCUGGAUCCUUCCAUCGACCCUAAGACGCUCUGUCCUUAUUGCGAUACGCGUCUUCCUGAUCGCCCGACACCCCUUUUGAGCCGACUUCUCGCUAAUAUAGCGAAAAAGUCCCGGCCUAGCCCUCGUCCAACGAAUCCCUUGGGCCGAAAAGCGCCAUUAGAGGCCUUUAUCGCCCUAUGCCAGCGUCACCGCUUUGAAAGCGUCACUCUGCCAGAGGCAGAACGCAACGGAUGGCCAAAGGAAAUCGCUUGGGAGAAAUUAGAGGGCCGAGUACACAAGAUGAAGCGUGAAUUGAAUACAUUGAUUUCGGAUCCAAUCGCCCGCAGUAGCAGUGUUUUUUGGACGGAGAUCAUGGAAGAAGUCAAGGCGAAAGGUUCGCGCGCUGUUGGCGGGGUGAAAAAUCAGUUCGCUACCUUUGAGAAAACUCAGCCUGGAUAUUAUGGGGAACAGGGAUCCGUUAUUAUACAUCAAACCUUGUUCAACCUAUUCCCGCCUGCAUCCAUUCACCCCGACCAGGUAACACCCUUGACGCCCAACGAGUUUACACAGCGAAUCCUCGUUCCUGAGGUUGCGGUGCGAUUAAUCCGCCAGGACAUGGAUGUUUCACCAUCGAAAGCCCUGAAAAUCCUCCGUGAGAGUUCCAGUUACGGCGUGGCUAUGUUCCCUGAAGAUGACAGUGGUUGGGGAGAAAAGAAGGACGAUGAUGUUAUGGGCGUCGCAGAUCUGAUGGUGAUGGCGCGUGCAAGAAAGAGGCGGAUUGAGCUGGAGCAGGAAGAAAGAGAGGAGGAGGAAAUGUUGAAGAGGAAGCAGGAAGCAGAAAUCGUAGACGUGGAUCCUGCCCCGCCGUCCAGACCGAAACCCAAGCCCAUUCGUAAACACAAACCCCAAACCUCGACGGACUCUACCAGCGAAAGCGGGGUCGUCUCUGAAUCGGAAGAAUUGGAGAUUGGGGAUUUUGUUCUGGGAUCAGAUGACCCCGAGCCCGAACCGCAAAUAACUCCUCCGCCUACAACGCUUUCGGACACCGACGACGACGGCGGUAUUAUAACUGUCGACGAGGAUAUCAGGCCCUCGUCUCACGUUGACAUCGACCUUACUCGGGAUUCACGUUCCCGCAGCCGUUCUACUUCGGACGUUGAGAGUUCUACCUCUAGGAGCAGCACUGGGACGCGUAGAUCAAGGGCCCAUCGGCGUCUACGCGGCGGUGAUCCCCCCUCGGAUGCAGAAUCAACGGCGUCGAAGCAGCUGGCCAAGUACAAAUCCGGGAAACGGGAUAUUAGCGAGGAAGCACAGCCGCCUCGGGCCCCCGUAAGGGUAGAUGAUGCUGAGACACUACGCCCUGUUUCUCCCACGUACCCUCUUCUGGUCGCACGCGAAUUGAAACGGCGAGCAGGGAAGUAAGCGACUGUGCUUCUUCAUUCUGCCCGUGUCUGACCUGAACACCUCAUGGACAGCGCUAAGCCCGCGAGAGAAGGUUUUGAAUGGCUGCUAAACUGAAUUCUCCUAGCUCUCUAAGUUAAUCAUUCUGUAUAUUGCUGUAUUGAUGAUGCUAAUGUUACAUCACACUUUUAGAGUAUUACUGCUUGUUUGUUGCUUAACGACGUGUCUUAAAUCAAAUUUGACGAGAUUCCUCCAUCUUGGACCUGCU